AUGGUUUAUACGCACCAGCCCUUUUAUACUGCCGACCUAGUAACCUGGUCAAAUCAAAUGCCCUCUCUAAGGGAUGACCCAGAUAAAUGCCAUCGCCAGAUCAGCGCCAUCUUUUCCACUCACAACCCCACUUGGCCAGAUGUCCACGUUCUUUUAAACGCCCUAUUCAAUGAAGCUGAAAAGGCGGACAUUCUGACCAAAGCUGGAGAGGCCAUAGAGUCACCGGACUACCAGAGGGGACGCCCCGCGGCAUUAGCGGCCCUCUCAGCCCAGUGCCUGCGUAUAGAACCUACAUGGGAUUACAAUACCACCAACGGGAUUUGGUGCUUAAAUCUAUUUAAAAGGGCUAUCUUAGACGGUGUAAAAGCCGCUGGACAGCGUACUGUCAACUGGACCAAGGUCCAAACUGUACUACAGGGACCAAAUGAACAUCCAUCGGAUUAUUACACUAGAUUGGUCUCCGCCAUCAAGACCUGGGGAGGGAUAGACCCGGAGAACCCCCAACAUGAAGUAAUCGUUAAGGGUUUCUUCAAAGACCAGGCCAGCCCAGAUAUAAGAAAAGCCCUGAAUCUCCAAAUAGGAUAUGAUGGGAAGAGCGUUAGCGAAAUCUUAUCCAUCGCCAAAUCAGUUUAUAACUCUCGGGAUGAAAGGAAACGAAAGGAAGCAAAACCUGAGACUGAACACAUCUUAGCGCUGAGCAUGGAGCCUAACUCCAGCCGGGGCAGAAGUUUUAACCGAGGAAGAGGGGCCGGGGAGGAGGUCCCCCCGCUCCCCACAGACCAUGGGGACCCAACACCGGAGGAUGCUAUUACUGCCAAGAAGAGGGACACAUAA
Messenger RNA from Podarcis lilfordi (Lilford's wall lizard), 834 nucleotides. Lineage: Eukaryota; Metazoa; Chordata; Lepidosauria; Squamata; Lacertidae. The record is from the annotation of a GenBank genome assembly.